UGUUAAAAAAAAGAAAAGAAAAGCUUUAACAUACCCGAACCCCCCAGUAACCCAAUGUAUCGUCUUCCUCUCAAUUAGACUUGCUUGCCUAUGGGUAUCGAUUGAUCGACCAGAUCUGUGUUCGAUUGGGUACCAACUAUAUUAUUCAAUUGGCCGCCUUUAUCUUUGGUGAGUUCAAAGUAAUCCCUGUGUCUGAGCCAUGGCUGCACCGUUUUUCUCAACGCCUUUUCAGCCUUAUGUUUAUCAGAGCCCGCAAGAUGCAAUUAUACCUUUUCAGAUUUUAGGGGGUGAAGCUCAAGUGGUUCAGAUAAUGCUGAAGCCACAAGAAAAAAUCAUCGCAAAGCCUGGUUCCAUGUGCUUUAUGUCUGGAUCUGUUGAAAUGGAAAAUGCCUACCUUCCAGAAAAUGAAGUAGGCAUGUGGCAGUGGUUAUUUGGCAAAACCAUAGCUAGCAUUGUUCUUCGCAAUGCUGGACCAAGCGAUGGAUUUGUUGGAAUUGCUGCACCUUAUUUUGCAAGAAUUCUUCCGAUCGAUUUGGCAAUGUUCAAUGGAGAGAUAUUGUGUCAGCCAGAUGCAUUUCUUUGCUCUGUGGGUGAUGUGAAGGUUAGCAACAUAGUUGAUCAGAGGGGACGACAUGUUGUUGCUAAUGCUGAGGGAUUCUUGAGGCAGAAGCUAUGUGGCCAAGGACUUGCAUUCAUACUAGCGGGUGGAUCUGUUGUACAGAAAAAUCUUGAGAUCGGUGAAGUUCUAGCUGUUGAUGUUUCUUGCAUUGUUGCUGUGACAAGUACAGUCAAUAUCCAAAUAAAAUAUAAUGGUUCUGCAAGGAGGACAAUGUUUGGAGGUGACAAUGCGGUCACGGCUCUUCUAACCGGACCAGGCAUUGUGUUCAUGCAAAGUUUACCAUUUCAUCGACUCUCUCAACGAAUUGCUAGGGCGGUGACAUCACCAAACAUGAGGGAAAAUCCAAAGUUUUUCGUACAGAUUGCUGUUUUCUUUUUUCUGGCGUAUGUUGUCAUUAUAUCUUCAUUAAUAUUAACAGAUGUAUGAAAUUCACUUUAUAUUUUCUUUUGUAAUUUUUACUUUUCUCCUGUUAUACCAUCAUAGAUACAGUAAUGAGGGGAGAGGGGGAAAAAUUAAGCCUUGGAUUCCUCGGUUGAUAACGGAUUUCUUGUUGGCUGAUCCUCUAUACCAAUUAGAAAAUGAAAAAACAUCCCAUGUUAUGUCUAUCACUAAAAUAGAAUUUAUUUAAU
Abrus precatorius (Indian licorice) is the source of this 1248-nucleotide messenger RNA. RefSeq lists its product as uncharacterized. The record is from RefSeq and is a predicted model, not a curated record. Bases 200 to 1045 code for a protein of 281 amino acids. The transcript has 11 exons. Lineage: Eukaryota; Viridiplantae; Streptophyta; Magnoliopsida; Fabales; Fabaceae.